ACGAGAACAAGCUUGAAAGUGUACACAUUACCUCAAACCUGGUGAUGUUUAGUGUUGAGUGACAUGGUGGUGGUCUGUACGCCCCUGCUAGCACAUGUCAGUGCUCCUUGGCCCUUCAAGACACAGGGGCGCCACGUGAGGUGAUCCCUGGCCACACCGCCUCCCUCAACACAGCCAGGGGCGCCGUUUGUUGGCUCAUCAUUCUGCACUUAAGAUCAAGUUAAAUAAAGGCAAAAGAGACAAGGCAUAAUGUCACCAGCACUCCUUCACGUCCUGGCCCGGCCACUGAGCCUCAGCAUGAGAGGACUGCAUUGGGCAACACAGCUGGCACUCAGGCCCACCACUGCCACAAGAAAGAGGUGCUUGCUAAACAGGAUAGCAGUGUGGGAGGCGAGGGCUGUCAGGUGCUGCUCAGGGCACACCACACAUGGGCCAGACACCUCCAUCACAGCACCAGAUGAGGAGGAGGCAGAGAAACACCUUAUGGCUCCUGACUCCCUCUCCAAGAUGCACCAGACUGACCUUUCCAGCUUAGCCACUUCUGAAGAAUUUCUAUUACCCAGCCAGCAAAGGCAGAGGGAAAGUAACCUGUUGGUGGUGAAGAUCAGGGAGUGUGAGAGUACCACUGCUGCCUUUGAAGUGUAUGAGAGGCACAGUGACGUGAUGGAAACCAGGCACUGUUUGGCACUCCUGGAAAAGCUUGGAGACUUUGCGAAAAGUAGCACAGAGGACAUGACACAAAUAAAACAGAGUGAGGGGUUCAAGAUUCUGUGUGGCCAGCUGUACUCUCAGUGUCGCCGGAUGGAAGGGGAUGAGUGGCUGAAUCUCCUGAAGUACCUGGGUCUCCUGGAAGUUCCCGCCAACUCAAAGCUCAUCCAAGUUGUCCUUCAGAUGUUGAAGCACCAGAUUCAUGAUUUGUCCCUGAAGCAACUUAUCUUCCUGAACUUUCUGCUGAAGAAGAUGAGCACCACACCACUGUCAGAGGCCCUGCUCACUGCCAUCCCCAUCCUUCUCAGCAACACCCUUCCCUCAACAUUCCUCAAGGACCUCGCCUUUUCCUGCUUGUCCCAGGCAUUCACCAUCUGCUGCCAGGGGAAGGUGAACGGUCUGGGCAUCAUUCUGCAAGAGAUGUACAGGCGGGGCAGCGUGCAGAACACAAUCCUGGCUAUGAGUUUGGUGUGGACGCUGACUAAAGUGUCCUCGCCACAUCUACAGAGGAGAUUGCUGACCCAGGAGGAGCAGCUGACUAGGGAAGUGAUCAUGAAGGAGUGCCUGGAGACUAUGGUGAAGGAUAUGGACUCUCUCUCUUCCCAGCAGAUGGAGUCAACCCUGACCAAGCUGUGUCUGGGCCAUGAGUUUGGUGACAGAAGCUGCUACAACGAGAGGUUCCUGCAAGCGGCAGCCUCCUAUGUGUGCCGCCACUCCCUCUCCUUUGUGAAGGCAGCACACACCAUCACGAAGAUGUCCAAAAUGAAUUAUGUGUCAGAGGAGCUGGUGCAGUACACAGUGAAGCUCAUGUUGUCACAGCCACAGGACAUACCACACGCCAGGGUGGGGAUGAUAUCACUGCUCUUGGCCGUCACAGCCACGCCACUGCCCCGCCAAGACCUCAAGGCUGUGCUGGAUGUUAUGAUGACCCACAAAUCCCUCCUGCUGAAUUCUGACUACUACAAGAAGCCUCUGCUGUUGGUGGCCAUAGAACUCCUGAGUGCUGAGUACUACCACCCACAGCUGGUGCAGAUCCUCACCUCCCCAGAUGUCCUCAGCCUGUUCAUGUCAAAGUACCCCAAGGACAGCAAGAACCACUGCAAGCUGGUGGAUGUGGACCAGGCCCUGGGAGAGGUGGUGCAGUCCCCACACAGGGUCCCUGAGGCCUUCCUGGAGCCUGGCAGGAAGCUGAGGGCCAGCCAGCACCCCACCAGGUCCUCCCUCAAGGCCAUGCUGCACCAGAUCCUGCCCAAUCCAAGCCACCUCAUAUCUGGGGUAGUGACUGAGGGUGGAAUAUACAUAGACCACCUACUAGUGCUGGACCCAGAGGGAGUGCCCAUCAAGCUGACCAGUGCCAAGGACCUGAUCAUUAAGAACCCCUGUGUCACCUCCCUGGACCUGCCUGCCAGCGCCACCAAAAUAGCCAUCAUGGACAUUGGGUCAUCGGGAACCUUCAGGCCCUCGGGAGUGCUGAAGGGCCUCGAGCGGCUGCGGAAGAAGGUGCUGGAGGCGGGUGGCUUCAAGGUGCUGCCUCUGCUACAGCUGGUCAUCUUUCAGCACCAUGAUGAGGAGAAGAUCCUGUAUGUGAAGAGAGAGUUGGUGGAUGCUGGUGUCUCUCUCAGCUAAGGAAGGGAGGAGAGAUAAGCUUUUUUUUUUUUUUUUUUUUUUUUUUUUUUUUUUUUUUGUAUGUUCUUUCAAUUUUUUUUUUCAUUAGUUGUGGUUUUGUUAUGUAUUUUUUGUUCUCUCUUUCUUCAUUCUAACUUUUUUUUUCUUUUACUCAUGUUUUUUUUUUAUCAAUUUACUACUACUCUUCUAAGUUUUGUCUGUUUUGUUUUCUCUCUCUCAUAUCCUUCAAGAUUUUCCUUACGUUUUUUUUUUUUUUUUUAUCAUUUAUACUCUUCUUUUAAGUUUUGUCUUGUAUGUUUUCUGUCUUAUUCUUUUUCUUAUUAUUACUUUUAUCUAUUAUUAUUUUAUUUAUUGAUUGAUUUAUUGAUUUCAUUUUAUUUAUUUAUUUUUUAUUUUUAUUUUUUUUACUCAUGGUGUUCCUGUUAACUUGACCAAACUCCUCUUACUUCUAUCACUUCUACUCUUCUUCAAAGUUCUUCAUUAGAUGUGAUAUUGCCUUGUUUUCUUUCUCAUUAUUCUAGUUUUUUUCAUCUCUUUCUUUCCCUCCUGUAGAAGAUGUGUGAGAGGAGAUGAGGCUUUUCAUUACUUGUACUCGUCUUCUGCUGUUCUUAUUCCUAUGCUUUUUAUAAUUCCUCUAGUUUUCUUUCUCUCAUUCCCAUUUUCUGUUCUUACAAGGUCUUUCAUUACAUAUAUUCCCUCUCCAAGUUUUUUUUUUUUUUUAUGUGAUUCUUUUUCAUCUCUCUCUCUCUCUCUCUCUCUCUCUCUCUCUCUCUCUCUCUCUCUCUCUCUCUCUCUCUCUCUCUCUCUCUCAUCCCAUGUUUAGGUGGUUGAGCUGUGCCAUUCACAAGCCAGCCCUGCUAUGAAGAGACAGUGGUGUACUUGUAAAUAUAGGCUUUGUUUACAGAAGUUACAGUCAGAUUAAAUUAAUUGUUUUA
This is a messenger RNA of Scylla paramamosain (green mud crab), 3269 nucleotides long. RefSeq lists its product as uncharacterized. The transcript is spliced from 12 exons. The coding region runs from base 250 to 2334 and encodes 694 amino acids. The record is from RefSeq and is a predicted model, not a curated record. NCBI's taxonomy places the organism in Eukaryota, Metazoa, Arthropoda, Malacostraca, Decapoda, Portunidae.